Molecule: messenger RNA, 420 nt
Organism: Cyanidioschyzon merolae strain 10D
Lineage: Eukaryota; Rhodophyta; Bangiophyceae; Cyanidiales; Cyanidiaceae
Product: similar to programed cell death protein 5
Exons: 1
Coding region: 1-420 (139 amino acids)
Cellular component (GO): nucleus; cytosol
Molecular function (GO): DNA binding
Source: RefSeq, a predicted model, not a curated record
AUGCAGUCGUCGCGGUUUGGUUGGUCUAGUACUGGUUCAGAUCAAACACCGGUUCCGGGGAAGGCCCCAGGGCUUGCAACGCACCUUGACGGGAGCAGUGCGGAGAAGGAACGAGCCGAUGAAGCUGCUCGCCAAGCGGCUGCCGCGGAGGAAGAGCGAAGGCGUUCGCUUCUGCGUCUGAUUCUCAGUGAGGAAGCUUCUGAACGCUUAGCUCGUGUCGCGCUCGUGAAACCGGACAGAGCAAGGGCGGUAGAAGACUACCUGCUGCGAGCUGCGCGCUUUGGGGAACUAGCUCCAGGCUCGCGGGUUACCGAAGAGCAACUGAUUGCGCUCCUGCAACGGGUGCACACCGAGUCGGAACAUAGGCCAUGCGUGACGAUUGCUCGGCGCAGGACCUGGUCUGAUGACGAAGAUGAGUAA